AACCGGAAAGCUUCUAUCAGUUUUUCUUAUUUUGGGGUCAACGCCUCUGUUUUUGAGUAUAAUGUUUGUCCUAACACUCAAAAACUUAUAACAAAAUGGGUUCUUGGAUACUCAGGUUGCUGCUUCCGCAACUUCUGCUUGUGUUGUUGAUUCAGCAUGCUGAUUCAAGCUCUAUCAUCAAACAUCUCCCUGGCUUUGAAGGUCCUCUCCCUUUUGAGCUUGAAACCGGGUACAUUGGUGUUGGAGAGGCAGAGGAAGAUCAAAUGUUCUACUACUUCAUCAAAUCCGAGAGCAAUCCAAAAGAAGACCCUCUUCUUGUCUGGUUAACAGGAGGACCUGGCUGCUCUUCUUUCUCUGGCCUUGUUUAUGAGAAUGGACCUCUUGCUUUCAAGGUUGAGGCCUACAAUGGAAGUAUCCCUUCUUUGGUCUCUACUACAUAUUCAUGGACUAAGGUGGCGAAUAUAAUCUAUUUGGACCAGCCCGUUGGGACUGGCUUCUCCUACUCAAGAAACCCACUUGCUGAUAUACCAAGUGACACUGGAUCAGCUAAGCGGGUCGAUGAGUUUCUUCGUAAGAUUUUGUUCUUGUUGUUGGUGAUUGUUGUGCAGUGGCUAGCCAAGCAUCCUGAGUAUUUCUCAAAUCCUUUCUAUGUCACCGGAAACUCUUAUUCCGAGUUACUUUACCAAUUUAUCACAGGAAACUAUUUAUGCUGCGAACCUCAAAUAAAUCUUCAGGGCUAUAUGCUCGGAAACCCUUUAACAGACAUUGAUCUUGAUUUUAACACUCGCAUUCCAUUUGCUCAUGGAAUGGCACUUAUCUCUGAUGAACUCUAUGAGUCGCUGAAGAGAAGCUGUGGAGGAAAUUAUUUUAAAGUGGAUCCUAUUAACACAGAAUGCUUGAAACUUGUUGAAGAAUACAAGAAAUGUGUGUCUAGAAUAUAUGAAGAACUAGUUCUGGAAUCAAAUUGUGACACUACAUCUCCUGAUUGCUAUACGUAUCGGUAUUUGCUGUCCGAAUAUUGGGCUAAUAACGAGAUUGUACGCAGAGCACUUAAUGUGGUGAAGGGCACUACAGGGAAAUGGGAACGAUGUAACUUUAACGUGCUGUGCAAAAAAGACAUUAAAAGUAGCAUACCAUACCAUAUGAACAACAGCAUCAAAGGCUAUCGGUCUCUCAUCCUUAGUGGUGAUCACGAUAUGACAAUCCCUUUCGUUUCAACUCAAGACUGGAUAAGGUCUCUAAACUUUUCCAUUAUUGAGAAAUGGAGACCAUGGAUGGUAGUAGAUCGAGUCGCUGGAUUCACCAAGACUUAUGCAAAUAAGAUGACAUUUGCCACUGUGAAAGGAGGCGGGCACACAUUAGAGUAUAAACCAGAGGAGAACUCAAUUCUGUUCAAGAGGUGGAUAAGUGGCCAACCUCUUUAAACACAGAAACCUUAAUCUUGGAGACUUGAAAUUAUCUGAUUAAUCUCUUGAAGCCGAAAUGAUUUGUUUUGCUGAUUCAUAGAGAGUAUUUUGUUAUUUAUUGUUUUCAUUAAUGUUUUUGUUUUCGUUUGGACUGUUUAUUCAAUUAGAUAUCAUUAACGUUUGGCAUAAAAUUAUUAAAAAUUAUUCCAAGUUUCA
Molecule: messenger RNA, 1622 nt
Organism: Thlaspi arvense
Lineage: Eukaryota; Viridiplantae; Streptophyta; Magnoliopsida; Brassicales; Brassicaceae
Source: the annotation of a GenBank genome assembly